This is a messenger RNA of Penicillium cinerascens, 1011 nucleotides long. RefSeq lists its product as uncharacterized. The record is from RefSeq and is a predicted model, not a curated record. The transcript has a single exon. Lineage: Eukaryota; Fungi; Ascomycota; Eurotiomycetes; Eurotiales; Aspergillaceae. Gene Ontology annotation, molecular function: hydrolase activity. Bases 1 to 1011 code for a protein of 336 amino acids.
AUGGCCUCGCGAUGGUGGCUCUACGUCCAGGCCGUCGUCUGGCGGUUCCUCAUGCGCAUCGGCAUGUUCCUGCACGACAUCACGCCGCCACGUUGUUCUCGUCCCCAGUUUACCCGGACCGUCAAAUCCGACUCCCACGGUCACCCUGUCACCAUUCACUUCUACUGUCCUCCUGACUAUCACCAACAGCGACGGCUAGGUCAUCGUUACCCGGUCGCUGUCAACUUCCACGGCGGAGGAUUCACUCUGGGCUGCGCCACGGACGAUUCCCGCUGGGCGGCCUCGGUGGUUGAGCACGUCGGGGCCGUUGUGGCCAGCGUAAGCUACCGACGGGCACCGGAGCACCCCUUCCCUGCGGCGGUCGAUGACGGCGUCGAGGCACUGAUUUACCUCGCACGGCAUGCCGGAGACUUGGGUUUGGAUGUGAGCCGCGUGGCGCUGAGCGGGUUCUCGGCGGGCGGCAACCUGGCCAUAACGGUUCCCCUGCGUCUGCAAGGCCGCAUCUCGAGCGAAGUCAAGGAGAACUUUGGCCGAGCGGAGUCGACGCAGCGAUUGGUCGACCAGACCAGCCAGCUUCACAUCGUGGCUCUGUUCUGCUGGUACCCGAUUCUCGACUUCCUCGAGUCUCGCGAUCAUCGCCGGGCGAUGAGCAUCAUGCCAAACAAGUCCAUGCCCAAAUUCUUCACCUCCCUCUUCGACGAAUCAUACCUACCCGACCUGAAUGAUCGCUCCUCGGUCUUUGCGUCUCCCGUGCGUGCCUCCGAUCGCAUCCUAUCCGAGGCUCUGCCUCGUGACGUGUGGCUGUACAUUUGUGAGUGGGACAUGCUGAUGAAGGAGGGCCAAACGUUUGUGCGCCGCCUGGAGGGGCUGGGCAAGCGAGUGCGUGCCAUGAUGAUCGAGAAGGUCCGACACGCCUGGGAUAAGUCUCCCAACCCCUUCCGGGACCAAGACAGCGUGAAUAUCCUCUACCGCGAUGCUUGUGCAGACAUGAAGGCAAUCUUCGAUCGGUGA